This is a messenger RNA of Guillardia theta CCMP2712, 1011 nucleotides long. RefSeq lists its product as hypothetical. The transcript has 9 exons. Gene Ontology annotation, biological process: double-strand break repair. Lineage: Eukaryota; Cryptophyceae; Pyrenomonadales; Geminigeraceae. Gene Ontology annotation, cellular component: BRISC complex; BRCA1-A complex. Gene Ontology annotation, molecular function: protein binding. Bases 1 to 1011 code for a protein of 336 amino acids. The record is from RefSeq and is a predicted model, not a curated record.
AUGCAGCAACUGCUGCGGGGGGUGCUGAAGAGGAAGGAGUUCCGGCUGCACCAGCCUUUGAAGUCUCACCCUUCAGCUCCGAUGAACGACAGGUUUGCGGUCAGCAUUAACUUGGGGUCUACUACCCAUGAGUGGACCCUGCUGAUGAACGCCUUGCGCCCCGAAGUUCCUCCGGACGUCAUCUUUCCUGAUGGAUACGAGGACAUGAUAAAUUACGAAGUACUGGAGGGGAUCAAGAACUGGGACCCGAAGAAAUCCAGCUCGCUGGUCGACCUCCUGGUAGAAGUGCGAGAGAUACUGCGUCAGAGUGAAUUUCAGCGGUCGUUUGAGUUCUCAGAGGACAAGGUGAGGUUUGAGCUGGAGAGCGUCAAAGCGCUCUCACCGGAGUCAGAGAUCCGAAUCUUGAACGACGACCUUAGAACGAUUGAGUGGUUCAUACUUGUGCUGCCUGUUGCUCUAAUACGGCUCUGCCUCAUCCUAGAUCAGGAGCUUGCCAACGUCUCGACACGUCUUGACUACCCUUCCACGACGAAAGAAGAGCUCCAUGCUUUCUGCCCAGCAUGGGAGCCUGGAAAGACGCACGCGUUUGACUUCGUGCCUCUAGUUCAGGGGCUUGUUCAGCGGAAGUUGUUGAUACAGCGAGCUCGCGCAAUCUUGCUUGUUCAGCUCUGUGAAAAGUUGAAUCCACUGUCUGUGGACUCCGCUUACCACGAAAAAGCAAGCUUCUUGUGCCAGAUAGACAAUAACUUCGAUGCUAUUGCCCAUCUGACCCUGUCAAACAAUUUUCCAGACGAACCGCCGACCAUCAUAAUGCAAAGUGUCGUGCAACUCAUUGAUCGCAGACCUAUCAUAGAUGUAGUCAUAGAAUAUCAGUGGGAUCCCUUGUGGAGUAUUCCGGUCAUGGUGAAUCAUCUCAUCAAAGUUAUUCGAACAGAAUUGUUAGAAUUCAAGAAUAAGGUGUUGCAGCAGGCGCAAAAUGCUUAUGUUCCUGUUGGGACGGCAGAAAGCUGA